GCUGAACGCAAGAAGCAUGGCACCCGUUGGAGUUUGCUGUUAUUUUAACUCUUAAUAUAUCUUCUGCAUACUACUGAAGACAGAGUUUUAUUAUAUAGUGUGCUUUCUAUAAGUGGGACGCGAUACAAUGCUUGUGUGUAGCUUUGUCAACGAAAGCGUCACAACGGUUGAGUGACACCACCUGUACCUUUUUGGGAUUUGAAGUGUAUUUUGCUGGCCAUCACAAUGACGGCGCAUUAAGGAGACUUACCGAAAGAACUACAACCAGCCUCUCCUGUGAUACCGCCCGGACAGCUCGCUAGACCGCCCACCUCUGCUCCCUGCUACAGCUUUCAGGCAGAAAACUUCCUGAAUAAGACACAAUCAAAACAAAAGGGGCUUAUUGAAGCAAACACUCGGCACCUGUCUGUUUUAAUUAUACCUUGUAUGUGUCCAUUAUCUUAUCCCCGGACACUUUGAAAAUGUCGUGCUAGUUAGCUAACGUUAACGCCGAAGUGUAUCACCUGCUACUGCUAAUCUAAUUUUAGCGUUAACGCUACAGGUUCACUUUUUAACACCGUUCUCCUUCUCUUCAUUGGCUACACUCUCGCCACAGGUCCUCGUCUGCUCCCAUUCUGUCAUCCUCCGUGAGUGAUUGAAUGACAUAAAACUGGCAGUGGACAGGCACACACACAAAGGGUCAUUGAUUGGUCAAGGAUGACCAUGGAAGACAUGAAGAAUGAAGCCGACACCGCCUCAAUAGUCUCCAUGGCUCUCUACACUGUGAUGUAUCCCGUCUUCAACCAGUUGGAGAAAGUCAACCUAUCAGCAGCACAGACCUUGAGAGCAGCUAUUAUAAAGGCAGAGAAAGAGAACCCAGGUCUGACCCAGGACAUUGUCAUGAAAAUACUGGAGAAGAAGAAUGUAAAAAUUGACUAUAAUGAGUCUCUACUUCGCAUGGCAGACGAUGUGGAAGAGUUCAUGAUUGACAGACGAGAGCCAGAGUUCCAGGAGCUGAACGAGAGGGCCCGAGCUCUAAAACACAUCCUCAGCACCAUACCAGAUGAGAUCAAUGACAGAGUAGGCUUCCUACAGUCCAUCAAAGACAUUGCCAGUGCCAUCAAGGAGCUGCUAGACACGGUUAAUACAGUCUUCAGGAAAUACCAGUAUCAGAAUAGACGGGCACUGGAACAGCAGAAGAAAGAGUUUGUGAAAUACUCCAAGAGCUUCAGUGUCACUCUCAAAACCUACUUCAGAGAUGGAAAAGUGACAAACGUGUUUGUCAGCGCCAACCGGCUCACCCACCAAACCAACAUGAUACUGCAGGCCUUCAAGACUGUGGUGUAGCAGCUCAAGAACACACACUUUUUUAUUAGAGAAUAGGUGAUAUGAGGCUUUGUAAUUUGUAAAGACAUUUUAUUAUUUUGGGCUGUAUAAUUUAUAAUUCCGUGGCUUUGAGGGGAGACCAUGUAGUUUGAGGUUCAAAGCAAAUCAGGUUGACAGUAAUUGCCAGGGAUUUUUUACUCUCUUUUAAGUUUUUUUUCUUUUAUCAGAUUCUGAAGUCGAUAUUUCUUUGUUCCUUUUAAAUAUUUUCCUCUCUGCUCUGUGUAGUUCUUAAAAAGUUUAGGAAAAAUGUGGUUAUUUCCCAUGUCCUCAAAAGUUUGGUUAUUGCAAGU
Messenger RNA from Etheostoma cragini (Arkansas darter), 1655 nucleotides. It is a transcript of the gene pdcd10a, whose product is annotated as programmed cell death 10a. Gene Ontology annotation, biological process: regulation of Golgi organization; positive regulation of MAP kinase activity. Lineage: Eukaryota; Metazoa; Chordata; Actinopteri; Perciformes; Percidae. The transcript has 8 exons. Gene Ontology annotation, cellular component: FAR/SIP/STRIPAK complex; Golgi apparatus. Gene Ontology annotation, molecular function: protein kinase binding. The record is from RefSeq and is a predicted model, not a curated record. The coding region runs from base 697 to 1326 and encodes 209 amino acids.